Molecule: messenger RNA, 213 nt
Organism: Rotaria socialis
Lineage: Eukaryota; Metazoa; Rotifera; Eurotatoria; Philodinida; Philodinidae
Source: the annotation of a GenBank genome assembly
AUGAAUAAGAAACUACGUCAGCAACCACAUGAUUUAUCUUAUUAUACAACAUGGUGGUUACCACCACCAGCUUCGGUCUCAUCUCAAAAUAUAAUAUUAUUUGAUUCAGAUGAUGAUAUUACUAUAGAUAGACAUAAGAAAAAACAAAAAACGACGACAAACGUUAUGGCAUCCACUUGCUGUAUUCCAGUGAAAAUAUUUCGACAGAAAUAA